Messenger RNA from Fusarium odoratissimum NRRL 54006, 483 nucleotides. RefSeq lists its product as uncharacterized. The coding region runs from base 1 to 483 and encodes 160 amino acids. Gene Ontology annotation, molecular function: protein binding. NCBI's taxonomy places the organism in Eukaryota, Fungi, Ascomycota, Sordariomycetes, Hypocreales, Nectriaceae. The transcript has 2 exons. The record is from RefSeq and is a predicted model, not a curated record.
AUGGAGCUCGUAUCGAACAAGGCCGUUGCGACCUCAAAACCGUUUAGAUUUCUGAUCGGCCCUCAUCAAACAGAAUACACUAUUCACUCAAGUCUUGUCGCACACCAGUCACCAGCUCUUGCUGCCAUGGUGAAUGGAAAAUCCCAAGAGUCACGAGAAUAUUCUGUCAAAUGGGACGACGUAGAUGAGAUGGUCUUCAACAGUUUCUGGCAGUUUGUCUAUACAGGAGACUACGACACUCCAGAACCACUUCGGCCCACUCGGAAGACUUCCGGCCGAGAGGACCAUAAAUCAGGUACUGCUCACGAACCUGCAGAAGUAGAAGCAGAAGCAGAAGCAGGACCAGCAGCAAUACCAGAAGUAGGAAUAGAAGAAUUACUCUCAGCUUUCCCAGAUUGGCCAAACGUAUCAGCAACAGAAACAGAAUCAGAAUCAGAAUCAGAACCAGAAGCACAAGCACAAGCACAAGCACAAGCUGUUUAA